AUGCCGCCCAAACGCAAAGCCUCCGCCGCAGGCCUCGCCGCUCCUGCACCAGCUCGAACGAAGCGCCCGAUACCCCUACCUACCGACGCGGCCUCCGCAGCACCACCGCCUUCAAUGCCCCCAAAGCGGCGAGCCUCCGCGCGGGCGGCGGCGAAGAUUAAUGAGUCGACUAAUCCACAGCAGAAUGAGGAGAUAUUAGACGCACCAGAUGCGUUACGCGCCUCGCCGGACAGCGAUAUCGACAUGAGAAUCACGCCGGGGCAGGUAGCAAAGGGUGACGAGAGCGAUUUGUCCUCGCUAUCAGAAGAGCCGGAGCCGCAACCAUCACCAGCCAAGAAGAAACAGCGCGUAGCACCCGCCAAACAAGACAAGGCCAAACCGCAGGUCAACGGCGCGGUGCAAGCCGCCAAUGCCACAACGCCCAAGAAAGCCCCCACAAAAGCAAGCGCUAAGGCCGACGAGGGCAUGGCCGGUGAUCCAGAAGCCGAAGAUGCAGAAAACGGUGAAGCCGAUGAAGAAGAGCUCAAGCAAGCGCUCAGCCGUCCCCCGCCCGUAAACUCAGAUUACCUGCCUCUGCCCUGGAAAGGCCGGAUAGGAUACGCGUGCCUGAACACGUAUCUGCGCUUCUCGACCCCGCCGGUCUUUUCCUCCCGCACCUGCCGGAUCGCGUCCAUAAUUGAGCAUAGGCAUCCCCUACGCGAUCCUUCGCAGCCGGAGCACGCGACAAAGAAUCGGCCGGAUAAGGAGAAGCCUGCUGAUGUGGUAAGGGGGCAAAAGUACGUUGAGGAGAUCGGACUUGCAAACGCGCGGGAUUUGGUGAAGAUGUUGCGGUGGAAUGAGCGGUACGGGAUCAGGUUUAUGAGGUUGAGUUCCGAGAUGUUUCCGUUUGCGAGCCACGAUGAGUAUGGGUACAAGCUUGAGCCCUUCGCUGCUGAGGUGCUGGCGGAGGUCGGGAAGGUGGUCGCGGAGCUGGGGCAUCGGGUUACGACGCAUCCGGGACAGUUCACACAACUCGGCUCCCCCCGCAAGUCCGUCAUCGAAGGCGCAUUCCGUGACCUCGAAUACCACGAUGAGAUGCUCUCGCUCCUCGAACUCCCCCCACAACAGAACCGCGAUGCCGUCAUGAUAAUGCACAUGGGCGGCGUCUUCGGCGACAAAGCCGCAACCCUCGACCGCUUCCGCGAAAACUACGCCAAACUCUCCCCGUCUAUCAAAGCGCGCCUCGUGCUCGAAAACGACGACGUCUCCUGGAGCGUGCAUGAGCUCCUCCCCGUCUGCGAGGAGCUCAACAUCCCCCUCGUGCUCGACUACCACCACCACAACAUUAUCUUCGACAAGACACAGAUCCGGGAGGGCACCAAGGACAUCAUGGAGUUGUAUCCACGGAUCAGCAAGACCUGGACCCGCAAGAACAUCAAGCAGAAGAUGCACUACUCCGAGCCCACUCCCGCGGCCAUCACGCCGAUGCAGCGGAGAAAGCACAGUCCGCGCGUCGCGACGCUGCCGCCGUGCGCGCAGGACAUGGAUCUCAUGAUCGAGGCCAAGGACAAGGAACAAGCUGUUUUCGAGCUGAUGCGCAACUUCAAGCUUCCGGGCUUCGACAGCUUCAACGACGUGAUCCCGCAUGUGCGCAAUGAUGACAACAAGGCGUAUGCGCAGCAGCAGAGCCGGCCGAAGAAAGCCACGCCCAAGAAGGCGAAGGGCAAGAAGAAGGUCAAGGACGACGAGGACGCGCUGUCUGCCGCCGAAGACGCCUUGGAAGCAGAAGCGGAGGCGGCGGUGGAAUCGAAGCCAAUUCCGGAGGAGGAAGUCGGGAUGGGCGGGCCGGAGGGGCGGGUUUACUGGCCGCCGGGGAUGGAGGACUGGCUAAGGCCGAAGAAGAGGGAGGUCACGAAAAAGGAAAAGGCGCCGGAGCCGGACGGGCCGAAGGUCAUGACGCCGGCGAUUAAACGCACGGCGGCUGCGGCGGACCUGGCGGAAAGCAAGGGUAUGAAGCUUACGCCAGCGCAAAAGAGGGCGAGGAAAGCUAUCGCGGAAAUCGAGGCGGCGGGGCAUUCUGCGGCGGAAGCCGAGGAGGCCGCUGUAAAGCUUGAGGACGCGGAUGGAAGCGUGAAUGGUGCUGCUACGCCAGCGAAGAAGAAGACAAAGGCAGCGCCUGCAAAGGAGAGGAAGAAAAAGGAAGUAAAGGCUGCGCCGACACCGAGCACCAGCAACGAGGAAGAGGAUGCGUCUGAGCCGUCGGGUUUGAGUGACGAAGACGAUGCGGUGCCGGUGAAGCCUGCGGCAAAGGCUACGGCCGGCGCAAGAAAAAGCGGCAGGGCAGGCAAAGCGAAGGUGUCGUAUGCCGAGCCCGAGCUAACAGAGUAG
Coniosporium apollinis CBS 100218 is the source of this 2367-nucleotide messenger RNA. RefSeq lists its product as uncharacterized. Gene Ontology annotation, cellular component: mitochondrion; nucleus. Gene Ontology annotation, biological process: mitochondrial DNA repair; response to UV; nucleotide-excision repair. The transcript is spliced from 2 exons. Gene Ontology annotation, molecular function: endonuclease activity. Bases 1 to 2367 code for a protein of 788 amino acids. The record is from RefSeq and is a predicted model, not a curated record. Lineage: Eukaryota; Fungi; Ascomycota; Dothideomycetes.